Molecule: messenger RNA, 4650 nt
Organism: Xenopus laevis (African clawed frog)
Lineage: Eukaryota; Metazoa; Chordata; Amphibia; Anura; Pipidae
Gene: taok2.L
Product: TAO kinase 2 L homeolog
Exons: 16
Coding region: 49-3327 (1092 amino acids)
Cellular component (GO): cytoplasm
Molecular function (GO): transferase activity; protein serine kinase activity; nucleotide binding
Source: RefSeq, a predicted model, not a curated record
UAGGGAGUGGUGGCGCUGUCCCGCGGGGGGCUCCCUCUGGGCCUCGUCAUGCCGUCCAACGCUCGGGCCGGCAACCUGAAGGACCCAGAGGUGGCUGAGCUCUUUUUUAAAGAUGACCCAGAGAAACUCUUCGCUGACCUUCGAGAAAUUGGACAUGGCAGCUUCGGAGCAGUUUACUUUGCCAGGGAUAUCCGUAACAAUGAGGUUGUGGCCAUUAAGAAGAUGUCGUACAGUGGGAAGCAAUCAAAUGAGAAAUGGCAGGACAUUAUAAAGGAAGUAAAGUUCCUCCAAAAGCUCCGACACCCAAACACUAUUGAGUAUAAAGGAUGUUACCUGAGGGAGCACACUGCCUGGCUGGUGAUGGAGUACUGCCUGGGAUCUGCUUCUGAUCUCCUGGAGGUGCACAAGAAACCUUUGCAGGAGAUGGAAAUUGCUGCUAUUACCCAUGGUGCACUGCAAGGCUUGGCCUAUCUCCAUAACCACAACAUGAUCCACCGGGAUGUGAAGGCAGGGAAUAUCCUUCUUACUGAGCCAGGACUGGUGAAGUUGGGAGAUUUUGGAUCAGCCUCUAUAAUGGCUCCAGCCAACUCUUUUGUGGGGACGCCAUAUUGGAUGGCUCCAGAGGUGAUACUCGCCAUGGACGAGGGACAGUAUGAUGGGAAGGUGGAUGUCUGGUCUCUGGGGAUAACAAGCAUUGAAUUAGCUGAGAGGAAACCUCCCCUGUUUAAUAUGAAUGCAAUGAGUGCCUUAUAUCACAUCGCUCAGAACGAGUCUCCUGUCCUACAGUCCAACCACUGGUCUGAAUAUUUUCGGAACUUUGUGGAUUCCUGCCUGCAGAAGAUCCCCCAGGACAGACCCACCUCUGACAUGCUGCUGAAGCACCGGUUCCUGCAAAGGGAGCGCCCACAGACCGUCAUCAUGGAGCUGAUCCAACGCACAAAGGAUGCCGUGAGAGAGCUGGAUAAUCUGCAGUACCGCAAAAUGAAGAAAAUCCUCUUCCAGGACACCCAGAAUGGGCCAAACACAGAGACUACAGAGGAGGAGGAGGAGGCAGAACAGUUCUUACACUGCACAGGCACCAUAACCAGCAUGGAAAGCAGCCAAUCAGUGCCAAGCAUGUCCAUCAGCGCCAGCAGCCAGAGCAGCUCCGUCAACAGCCUCGCCGAUGCUUCCGAUGACAGUGGAGAAAUGGCAAUGAUGCAGGAGGGGGAGCACACAGUGACGUCCAACAGCUCCGUCAUUCAUCGCCUUCCGGCACAUGAUAAUAUAUAUGAUGAUCCGUAUCAGCCAGAGAUGGAAGCCCAGCAGUCCUCGUCUGCAGCCCGGCGCAGGGCAUAUUGCCGCAACCGUGACCACUUUGCCACUAUCAGAACAGCAUCCCUGGUAACGAGACAGAUCCAGGAACAUGAGCAGGACUCGGCACUGAGAGAGCAGAUGUCUGGCUACAAACGCAUGCGACGACAGCACCAGAAGCAGCUGAUGGCUUUGGAGAACAAGCUGAAAUCAGAACUGGAUGAGCACCAGCAACGCUUAGACAAAGAGCUGGAGGCUCAUCGGAGCAACUUUUCUGCUGAGAAUGAAAAGAUAUCCAAGAAGCACCAGGCCAUCUUCGAGAAGGAGGCUAAGGGGGGAAUGACGGAGGAGAAGAAAUUCCAGCAACAUAUCUUGGGCCAGCAAAAGAAAGAGCUCACUAACCUGCUCGAGAGCCAGAAACGCCAGUACAAGAUCCGCAAGGAGCAGCUGAAAGAGGAGUUGCAGGAGAACCAGAGCACCCCGAAAAGAGAGAAGCAGGAAUGGCUGCUGAGGCAGAAGGAGAGCAUGCAGCACUACCAGGCGGAGGAGGAGGCCAACCUGCUGCGCAGACAGAGACAGUACUUUGAGUUGCAGUGCCGCCAAUAUAAGCGCAAAAUGCUGUUGGCACGGCACAACCUGGACCAGGAUCUGCUUCGAGAGGAGCUAAACAAAAAGCAGACUCAGCGGGAUCUAGAGUGCGCAAUGCUCCUGCGCCAGCACGAGUGCACCCAAGAGUUGGAGUUCCGCCACCUGCAGCUCCUGCAGCACACGAGGAGUGAACUCAUUCGCAUGCAGCACCAGACAGAACUGGGGAACCAGCUGGAGUACAACAAACGGCGAGAGCAGGAACUGCGACAGAAGCAUGCAGCCGAGGUCCGACAGCAGCCCAAAAGCCUCAAAGUAAGGCCUGGGGAGGAGGAGGAGGUGGAGGUGGAGGAGGAAGAGGGGGGAGAGGGAGACCAGUUUAGCCUCUGUAGCUCUGAGGAUGAGGAAGAGCCUGUGUACUUAGAGGUGACCCCAGAGAGAACAGAGGCAGAUGGCUGCCCAGACCAGGAGGUCCCUUAUUUUGAGCUGUCUUCUGAGUGGGCGCAAGAGCCUACCAACUCUCUGCGUCCAGCUCCAACACUAACUGCCUCCUCUAUGCCAAGCCAUGCCCUAUGUGCUGUCCUUACCCUGAUAGCAGCUUCUCGCCCUUUUUGUCCUUGGUCAUUACUCCCACUGCUUCUGGCUCUUCUCACCCUGUGGAGGCCAGGACCCUUGCUGGACUCUGUCCUAGUAGCUCUAGAGACACUGGGGGCCAGCCUGCUUUGCUGCUACAUUAUGUUGUACUGGGUCUUUGAUUUGAGUCCAGCCUCCUUUCUGCUGCUGGCCCAAAGUUGUGGAGCAGUGGCUGCCCUAGCCUUAAGCUACCGGCUGCGUUUAUAUUAUGUGCCUGUUCUGGCUAUAGCAGUUGGGGUAUUCACAUCGCCAGGUAUCUUCCUUUCACUCUUCCUGGUGGCGGGCUCAUUGGGAAGGCCCGCUGGGGAGUGGCUGAAAGACUGGCCAAAACGAGCGCGUAGAUUAUGGCUCCGUGCCCUCCUGCGCUUGCCCGGGCCUCUGUUCAGAGUCCUGCAGCGAUGUGGAGCAGCCGGAGAAGGUGGCCUAUUCUACCUUUUCCCAAAAACCUACAAGGGCGGAUUCCGAAGCCGUAUCCCAGUGUUGGCUGGAGACUCCCGGGCUGUGAGUGGAGGUUGGGUUUAUUGGCGUAGGAGGAUUGUUAACACUCCAUCAAGAAUGGUAAAGAUAGUGAAUGAGACGUUGGCAAAGGGCGUGCGGAGGCUGUGUGCGGUUCUCCCUCCAGUAGCCCUUAUUUACAUGGAGAAGAUGAGGCUCCUACGAGCAGAGAGGCCCAGUAGAAUUCCCAGGCUGAUGAGUCGGGAGCAGCGCAGGAGGGAGGCUGACAAGUGUAGGGAUCUGAGAGGGACCCCAUUGGGCAGGGGGGUCGGCAGACACAGCACAGUAAGGAGGACAAAGCCGCCCAAACCAUGGAGAUGAGCAACAAGCUGUUCAUUAUCCAGUCUUAACCGCUGCCUUCCUCAAACCAUAUAGUGCCUUAUUAGAGUGCAGUUAGGGGUCGGCCAGGAGCACCUUACAUGGGAUCAAACCACUGGCAGUGUCUUCAUGGGAACCAGUUUUGUUUUGUAUUUUUGUUUUUCCUUCUGUUGCACGGGUCAUGCUGGUCUCUGAGGCGAGAGCCGAAUUCCCACCUAUGUCUGCAGACAGGCAACUCGAUUUCUGGGCUGUCUGACCUCUGGGGAGAAGGGUCAUCUAUUGGAUAUUGUGGUGCCACCCAGUACCAGUCACACCACUGCACAGCCCCCGGAGUCCCGUCCCCCCAAUAUACUAAAUAUUUAUAUAUUGUGGUUUUGUGAGGCUUGCCAGUCUGUUUCAUUGUGAUUGGUUAGCUGUUCAGUUCAGUCAUUGGUUGUUUCAGAAUGGCUUCAUGCUGUGAGUGGCUGGGUCUUGUAUCUAGUAUUGACCAAUCAGAGGGCACGAGCCCAGAACUAAGCUGUUGGUAAGCCAUAGCACGUUCCCCAUAUUUCACCCCUAAUUCUUAUUGUGACUCAAUAAAAACGAGGGACAAAUGGCUACAAUAUUGGUUUGGGAUCAUUUGCACAUAUUUGCAUUUGCUCCGUGUCUGUAUUAAAUGGGGAUUAUAAUGUAUUAUCUCAUCCUAUCAUUACCCUACGGGGGCAGAUGUCUUUGUUUAUUAUAGGGAUACACCGAAUCCACUAUUUGGGAUCCAGCUGAAUUCCGAAUCCUUCAUGAAAGAUUCAACUGAAUACCGAAAAUGAAUCCAAAUCAUAAUUAGCAUAUGCAAAUUAGGGACAGAAAGGAUAAAGCAAAGUUUUGUGACAAAUAGUUAAAAUUUCCCUUCUUGUCCCUAAUUUGCAUAUGCUAAUUAGGAUCCAGUUAGGCCAUGCACAAGAUUUUGGCCAAAUCUGAAUCCUGCUGAAAAAGGCAGAAUCCCAAACUGAAACCUGGAUUUGGUGCAUCACUAUUUUAUUUAGACACUUUGUCCUUAGGUAACUUUACUCACUCAAAACUUCACGUUUUCAUACCCUGGUUUUAAGUUUUCCCUCGUUUUACAGUUUUUUUGGUGGUCCCACCAAUAAAUAACGCACAAUCAUUUCACAGAGGCCACAUCUUUUUUUCUGGUCUCCUGAAAAAAUGUAAAAUGGGGGUUUCUACUGUAGUGCAAUAAUCUCCAGUUAAUAUGGGGACAGUAACGGUUGGUGGCAGUGCUGUAAGGAGGGCAUGGUAGCCUUUCUAAUCAUUUGUUAAAGGACCAGUUUAAAUAAAUAAAUUGUUAGUAUA